Strongylus vulgaris is the source of this 282-nucleotide messenger RNA. The record is from the annotation of a GenBank genome assembly. Lineage: Eukaryota; Metazoa; Nematoda; Chromadorea; Rhabditida; Strongylidae.
AUGUUCCGCAAGCAUCUUAGGCGAUGUCCUCCAGCUCGUAAGAGGACGGCCGAAACAUGGUCCGGUCCUGCAGCCGUGGCUGCCUUCAUGGUCUGCAUUGCGGCAGGGUUUGACACGGUAAUGUUGUCACCGGAACACGAUAGUCGAGAAGGUCCCUGCGGUACUUCUUUAGACUUCUCCUUCGUUGUGCUGCUCCCAAAAAAUUCGAUUGCCUGUACCUUCGAUCUUCUUGCAAAGCUGUACUGCUACUACUGGCUACCAGUCACUCGCUAUGUGUUGUAG